Molecule: messenger RNA, 1977 nt
Organism: Candida tropicalis MYA-3404
Lineage: Eukaryota; Fungi; Ascomycota; Pichiomycetes; Serinales; Debaryomycetaceae
Exons: 1
Coding region: 1-1977 (658 amino acids)
Source: RefSeq, a predicted model, not a curated record
AUGACACACUUGGAACUACUACGAAAAUGUCGACCCAUUCUACCGUCUAAGUCAUAUUUACUACUAGGAUUAAGAAAUGCAUCAACUUUCCUACAUAGACCCAUUGGAAGAAUCCCCAAUAAAUUGCAUAAUGAGCUAACCAAAUUUAAUAAGAACCCAGUUAAAAUUCAACCACGAAUGGAGUACCUACCGAUCUGUUCCAAAAUCGAACAUCUGAAGAUAAAUACAGAUAUUUUCAAAAAAAAAUCACCUGAAAAAUUGGAACUUAUGUUAGAACCAAUUGUAUUUCAUCUAAUUUGCAUUAUAAAUAACUCAACCCAAUCUCAUCUAUAUUUUGAACGACUAUACGAGUUUCUUGGUGAAGCGCCAGAUCUUUCCGAGGAUGUCCAAUAUGUCAGUGAUAUUACUCGCACAAGCCCUGAGAAGUUAAAUAUUCCCUUAAAGUGUUACUAUAUUGUAACACAAAAAAUCAAUAGACAGUAUAAUAUAGAUGAAUUGGUGUCCUGGAUAACAGCUAUCAAGUCCCGCACAAUAACGGAAAGUUACAACAGUAUAAAACAGCUAGACUCGCCACCGCCAUUUGUAUUAUUUGACAUUAUGUUGAAGAAUCCCCAGUUCAGGGAAGAGUUCUUGUUACAGGUAAAUAUAUGGCGAGAUAAUAUGAGAAAUUUUGCGUUGCUAAGAUUGAAGCUGGUUUCCAUUUUGAAAGAUGUACUUGAUAAUUUAAUUUACUACAGUAUUAUGUUUGAGCCAGGUUAUUUACAGCCGAUUAUUGAGGAGUCGUUCAAAUUUUUUAAGUCAUCCAGAACUGGUAUCCAUGUGGAACUAGGCAACAAUUUCAUAAACGAAUCGAUUUGGAAUUUGGCACUAUACUCUUCUAAGUACCGAGAUCUCGAUCCCACAGUUAUUGCCAAUGCUCAAGAAUUGUUGAUUUCUUAUAUCAGCCUGGUUGAAAAGUUGUCGUUUAAAGCAUAUAUGGGAAUUACUAUAGUUAUAGCAAGGGUUUCUCAUAGCAAAGGGGAGAAGUUGUUUCAAAUAGCAGAAAGAAAGUUUUCUCAGCAUAAAAAGUCACAGAAGGAUUUGGUUGCUUAUUAUAUUGCUCGGAUAUGCCUUUGCGAUACUCCAGACCAUCUUUUACACGUAUUCAAUGUUGCAACCCGAAAACUUGAAAAUUCUUUGAAUAUAUGGUUAUUCUUCAUACGGAGAUUAAAUCAGUUUGGUAUGUUAGAUGAAACAAGAUCAAAGCAAAUUCUAAAUGAGUUGGUAAUUAGCAAAAUCAGUAUAACCAGUGAUGUGGUUACUGAACUUGUUAGACAUAUUGACAGUUUGGUGGUUUUGAGAGCUAUGGCAAAUCUGGUGGACACAAAGACCGCCAGACUUUUCAUUAAGAAAUAUGUUCAAUUAGCAAACAAUCAUGAAGGUCCAUUACCAAAAUUCCCCUGGGGUGAAGAGAUUUUGAACUCGUUUCCAACAACCUCGAUUGAAAAUGUGGGGUUGGUCUUGGAAUCCUAUGCAAAGUCCAACCCUAGCAAGGUGUUUGAAGUAUAUAAGACGGAGCUCAUAGAUAAAGGAUUAUCUCCUAACAAAACUUGUCUUGGAACAUUAUUGAGAGUUGCAUGCUUUGAUGGGGAAUCGAUUCUUUGGAAUGGGUUUACUGCCCCUGAAAUAGCGGUGAUGGAGUUUCAAAAGCACGUGAAAACAAAGGGUAUGGGACUUGUACCAAAUGAAUGGUUAUGGGGUUUGUAUACCAAGUUACUAAUUCGAUAUGAUUAUGUAUCAGAACUUUCCAAGAUAAUGAAAUGGUGGGAAGAUUUAAGAUUUGAGCCCAGUAAAGAAUUGCUUCUCACAUUGUUAGGGGCAUUACCAAAAGAAUUUGCUGAAAGACACAUCAAACAUCACGAAAAGGUUCACCUGAAGAGAGAUUGGCCAUGGCCUAGUAUAGAUGAAUUCAACGUAUAUAUUGUAAAUAGGAAAUAG